GCGACUUACAAUAUAUUAUGAAGGUCCUCCUGCUUAUAACUUUAGUUUCCCUUCUUCUGGGAAUCGGCGCCCUCGCUGGACAAUUUGAUAUCGCUGAAGAUGAAGUGAGGAUUGUGGGUGGAAACGCAACGACUAUAGAACAAUUUCCGUACAUUGCACAGUUACGUAUUGAUAACCAAUUUGAGUGUGGGGCUUGCAUUAUUUCACCAAAGUGGGUUCUCACCGCAGGACAUUGUACUAAUGGGUAUACGGAACUUAUAGAGAACAUUACAUUACGUGUAGGUGCUACCGAGUUUGAUCAAACAGCAAACGAAGCAAUUACUCUCGCAAAUUUGUACAUUCAUCCCUUAUACAAUGAAACAACACAGGACUACGACAUAAGCAUUCUCCUUCUGAAUAAUAAUCUUGUAUUUGGAAAUAAAAUUAAUUCAAUUGCUUUACCACCACCCAACCUCGUUUUACCUGCGGGAACGUUAGCUACCGUCGCCGGCUGGGGUACUUUAACUUAUCUAGGAGCCCUUCCGACACAAUUGCAGGAAGUCACGGUGCCCAUUAUUACCAAUGAGGAAUGUGCUCUUCGUUACAAUGACACCAACACCUAUAUUUCCGAUAGAAAUUUGUGUGCUGGUUAUGACCAAGGAGGAAGAGACACCUGUAGUGGUGAUUCUGGAGGACCACUGACAGCGAACGGUGUACUUUAUGGAGUGGUUUCUGGCGGUAUUGGUUGUGCUGAUGCCAAAUAUCCGGGAACCUACACGAAUGUUUCAAGUGUACGCUCUUUUAUCACAUCAGUUACAGGACUUUGA
Agrilus planipennis (emerald ash borer) is the source of this 806-nucleotide messenger RNA. Its product is annotated as trypsin-7-like. NCBI's taxonomy places the organism in Eukaryota, Metazoa, Arthropoda, Insecta, Coleoptera, Buprestidae. Bases 18 to 806 code for a protein of 262 amino acids. Gene Ontology annotation, molecular function: serine-type endopeptidase activity. The record is from RefSeq and is a predicted model, not a curated record. Gene Ontology annotation, biological process: proteolysis. The transcript has 4 exons.